Molecule: messenger RNA, 925 nt
Organism: Theobroma cacao (cacao)
Lineage: Eukaryota; Viridiplantae; Streptophyta; Magnoliopsida; Malvales; Malvaceae
Product: iron-sulfur cluster assembly protein 1-like
Biological process (GO): iron-sulfur cluster assembly
Molecular function (GO): iron-sulfur cluster binding; iron ion binding
Source: RefSeq, a predicted model, not a curated record
GGGCCUUUCCCGAUUUCCCCAAAAUCUUUAAAUACCCAAUUUUCCCAAACCCCUGAAAAGUUGAAACCUGGGAACUAUUGAAACAAUGUUGAGGCUGGCAUCAAAGAGGCUGCUAGAGCUAGCGUCGCGCGAUGCUGCACCGUCACGGACGGUACAGAUUCUGCCGCGGCUUUACCACGAGAAUGUGAUCGACCACUACAACAAUCCUCGGAACGUUGGAUCGUUUGAUAAGAACGACCCUAACGUUGGGACGGGCUUGGUUGGCGCUCCGGCUUGCGGCGAUGUGAUGAAGCUGCAAAUCAAGAUCGACGAGAACACGGGGAAAAUCACGGAUGCUUGCUUUAAAACCUUCGGCUGUGGGUCGGCCAUUGCUUCUUCUUCUGUAGCUACUGAAUGGGUGAAAGGGAAGAGCAUGGAGGAAGUGUUAACCAUAAAAAACACAGCGAUUGCAAAACAUCUUGCGCUUCCCCCAGUUAAGCUGCACUGCAGCAUGCUUGCAGAAGAUGCUAUCAAGGCAGCUGUGAAAGAUGUAGAGGCUAAACGUGCCAAGUUAAAUGGCAGUUCAGAUGCUGCACCUGUUGAGAAGGCUGCUGAUGCCUGAUACCUGUGUAUAUGCUGAGAAAAAAAAAAAUUAAUCUGAAGACUUGCUGCACGUAGCACAUCUAGAGUUUCCCCAGCAUCCUGCAAAGUCAGUUGGACAGCAACAAAACGGAAGCUGAGGAACUCUAAAAAAACUAUGUAGAGGACACACUUAAAAACUUCUGAUAAUAUUAGGGGAUGUUUGAUCCAUGACUAUUAGCUAAAUUAUAUAUGUGAAUUAAGUCUUGCCUCAACCUAGAUAUAUAAUGUGAUAUUGUUUGAAGCUGUUGUAGACUUCUCUCACCUUUUAUCAAGUAUGAGGUUUUGCAAUUGACCUUUUUUUUUU